Aspergillus puulaauensis is the source of this 1554-nucleotide messenger RNA. RefSeq names its product amino acid permease. The transcript is spliced from 8 exons. The record is from RefSeq and is a predicted model, not a curated record. Gene Ontology annotation, biological process: amino acid transport; transmembrane transport. The coding region runs from base 1 to 1554 and encodes 517 amino acids. Gene Ontology annotation, molecular function: transmembrane transporter activity. NCBI's taxonomy places the organism in Eukaryota, Fungi, Ascomycota, Eurotiomycetes, Eurotiales, Aspergillaceae. Gene Ontology annotation, cellular component: membrane.
AUGUCUGCCGUCCAUGACGACGAUGAGCGCCUCUUAGCUCGUAUUGGUUACAAACAGGAACUCAAGCGAGAAUUCUCAAAAUGGUCAACUGUCUCCUAUGCUAUUUCUAUUCUGGGAGUCUUGGGCUCUGUUCCAGCGACAUUUGGGGCCCCGCUGGCCGCCGGGGGUCCUGCGACUGCAGUCUGGUGCUGGUUCCUGGGCUCUGUCAUGGCGUUCUGCAUUGGUAGCUCAGUUGCGGAGCUGGUCUCCGCCUAUCCCACGGCAGGGGGGAUGUACUUUGUCACCAAAUACGUUGUGCCUGAGGACCAGGUUCCGAUAUUCUCUUGGAUCCAGGGCUGGUGCAAUCUUCUGGGUCAAACUGCUGGUGUCUCCAGUGUAGCCUACACGGUAAGCCAAAUGCUACUCGCUGCUGCUAGUAUGAACUCCAAGCUUGUCGAUGGCGGCUACUCAUAUACACCAACCGCUUGGGAUACUGUGCGCCUGUCUAUCGCACUCUUGAUAUUUCUUGGUGUGAUCAGCUCGAUGACGACAAAGUGGUUGCACCGCAUCUUUAUCUGGUUUGCACCGAUCAAUAUCACUGCGACGGUUAUCAUCUGCCUUGUACUCCUAUAUAACACCCCCGAGAAACAACCCGCUAGUUGGGUAUUCACCCAUGUCACCGACGGCUCAGGAUGGGGCUCCAAGCUCUUCUCCUUUCUCCUCGGAUUCAUAUCCGUGGCCUGGACAAUGACCGACUACGAUGGAACCACACAUAUGUCCGAGGAAACGCACGAUGCUGCAACCCUAGGUCCCAUCGCCAUUCAAUCUGCUGUCGUAGUCUCAGGUGCCCUAGGCUGGGUCCUAACUAUAUCCCUAUGUUUCUGUCUCACGGACUUCGAUGCCAUCCUCAACACACCCACCGGCAUCCCUGCAGCCCAAAUCUUCCUCAACGCGGGGGGUAAAACUGGCGGCAUGAUCAUGUGGGGCUUGGCUGUCCUUGUCCAGCUAUUCACAGGGUGCUCGGCCAUGCUCGCGGACACCCGUAUGGCCUACGCAUUCGCUCGUGACGAAGCACUUCCAUUCUCAUCUACUCUCUCCAAAAUAAACCCCCUAACGCAAACCCCCGUCAACGCCGUCUGGUUCGUCGUGCUCUUUAGCAUAGCCCUAAACUGCAUCGCAAUCGGAUCCACGCAAACUGCAACAGCAAUCUUCUCCAUCACCGCUCCAGCACUCGACCUCUCCUACGUCUCUGUUAUCCUUGCGCACCAAAUCUACAAGCACCAAGUCGGCUUCGUAGAGGGCCCGUUUACGCUGGGACGGUGGAGGAGCUAUGUCAAUUGGGUUUCGAUCCUCUGGGUGCUGUUCAUUAGCACGGUCUUGUUCUUCCCGCCUAGGGUUCCGAUUACGCUGGAGAAUAUGAAUUAUGCGAUUUGUGUUGGGAUCUUUAUUGCCGUUUUUGCCCUGGUAUGGUGGUGGGUUGAUGCUAGAGGGAAGUACACCGGGCCGCGCACGAGUGAGUAUAUGCAGGAAAUUCCCACAGAAGAUUAUCCGGAGGAUUACGGGACUAUUGAGUAA